Molecule: messenger RNA, 1680 nt
Organism: Panicum virgatum (switchgrass)
Lineage: Eukaryota; Viridiplantae; Streptophyta; Magnoliopsida; Poales; Poaceae
Product: F-box/LRR-repeat protein At3g26922-like
Exons: 3
Coding region: 76-1440 (454 amino acids)
Molecular function (GO): protein binding
Source: RefSeq, a predicted model, not a curated record
UAUCAAACAACCCCUCCAGUCAGCGAGAGCGCAGCAAAACCUAAGAAAGAUAUCACACGUCAUCACCGGCCGGAGAUGGCGGCGGACGUCGGCACGGACGUCCCCUGCGACCGCCUCAGCGACCUCCCGGACGCCAUCCUGGUCUCCAUCCUCUCCCUCCUCCCGCUCGACGAGGCCGCGAGGUGCACCGUGCUCGCCCCCCGCUGGCGCCGCCUCUUCUCCUCCACCCUCCUCCUCGACUUCGACGCCACCAUGCCGGGCCGCCUCGACAUAAUCGGCGCCGGCAACUCCAUCCUCGCCGCGCACCCGACCGCGCCGGUCCGCUCCUUCCGCGCCCGCUGGCGCUACACCCCCCAUGACAAGGACCCAUCCAGCGGCGGCUGGCUGCAGGAGCUCGCGCGCCGCGGCGUCGAGGAGCUCUAUCUCGACCUCGACCUCCACCACUGGCAUCAGAGGAUCCCGGUCCCCCUCUUCGACUGCUCCUCCCUGAAGCGCCUCCGCGCGAGAGCUUGCACCUUCCCGGACGUCCCCAAGGGCAGAUUCGGCGCCGCGCCCUCACCUCCCCUGGCACGCCUGACCGAGAUCGAGCUAUAUCGGGUCGUCAUCUCCGAUGCCUUCGUGAACUUCCUGCUCUCGCAGUGCACGGCACUGGAGCUCCUGAGGAAGCAUGGAAGGAAAAAGUGCGGCCGCGUCCAUGUUCGAUCUCCAAGCCUCAAGAUCCUGAGCAGCGAUGGCAACUUCGAUAAGCUCUUCAUCGAGUACGCUCCCAGCCUGGAGUGGCUGUUGGGUGAGUACAUGUACCUGAAAGGACGAGGGUCGAAAGGGGUGUGCCUCAAGAUUGCGCAUGCGCCGAAGCUGAAGUUCAUGGGCUACCUCAGCAUGAACUUACAAAAGAUUGAGAUUGGGAAAACAAUCUUCACGGACCACCAAAUUAUUGUGAAGACAUUGAUGCCGAGCCUAAGGACACUUGCAAUCGAAGUAUGCUACACAUAUGAGGGGUACGUCGAUUGGAUCAAACUGCUCAACCUGUUCCCUUGCCUAGAGGCGCUCUACAUCAGGUCACAAACUCUGUCCAGGAUCCUAGGCGCUGCAUCAGAGUCGUGGGACGUGUUGAGACACAUCCCCUGUGUCCAUAACCACCUCGAGAAAGUGGUGUUCGAGGUUUACAGGGGGCACGAGUGGCAGCAGGAGAUGGCCAAAUUCCUUCACGGGAGAAGCAGGGUCCUCAAAGCCAUGGAGUUCCACUGCAUGCGUGGAAGUGAUGGCGGCGAGGAUCGUACAAAGCCACCGAGUGUAGAAUGGGUCAGGAAGCAGCAGGAACUCCUCUGCCUUGACAGCCGCGCAUCUAAGGAUGCUCGUUUGCUCUUCUUCAGGGGUCAGCUGCCAUUCAAUCAUUGGCAUAUUUGUCACCAUGAGUGGUACAAGAGAGUACUACGAUGAAAUCUACGAGGUCUGAGUUGAACAAAUCAUGAUUCGGGGUUAGAGUUAAUGCUUGAUUUUAAUGGUUCUGAUUGUUCCUGAGCUUUUUGGUAGGGGAUUGAUUGGUGUUUUUCAGUUGCCAUGUAGCCUGAAAUGUCAUGUACUAAUAUGUUACUUUCUUUGUAGUUCGUCUUAUCAGCUGCUAAUUGCUGUUUUGCUAGCAAUGGUGGGUGGUUCUUCAGGAUAAAUUGGAUACUUAUA